Messenger RNA from Limanda limanda (common dab), 2960 nucleotides. RefSeq names its product baculoviral IAP repeat containing 2 (gene birc2). Bases 868 to 2775 code for a protein of 635 amino acids. Gene Ontology annotation, molecular function: cysteine-type endopeptidase inhibitor activity involved in apoptotic process; ubiquitin protein ligase activity. Gene Ontology annotation, biological process: positive regulation of protein ubiquitination; regulation of cell cycle; negative regulation of apoptotic process. Gene Ontology annotation, cellular component: cytoplasm; nucleus. Lineage: Eukaryota; Metazoa; Chordata; Actinopteri; Pleuronectiformes; Pleuronectidae. The record is from RefSeq and is a predicted model, not a curated record. The transcript has 13 exons.
CGACACAGCUAACGUUAGCCGCUAAAGCUAAAUUCCACCUUAAAUUAAUCAGAGCAGCAACAGGAAGAGUGACCCGCAGCGGAAAGUACCGAGCUCCCAUGACGGAAACAACAACUGUGCUGCUAACAAGAAAACUAAAGAGAGGAUCCCAUUAUCUCCACCAAAGGAGGAUCUCAUUUUUCUUAGUAGGCUUUCAAUAUUUAAUAAUGGAGGCCUAAUCACCUACAAAAGGGGUGUCCAAGAUGGGGGGAGGGGUUUGAGAUCACGCGUCCCUUGGUCUGUGUGAAUGUGAGUGCUUGAGACAUUGAUUUACUUUAUCAUUUAGUUUAUAAUGUUUUUAUAUAUAAUCACACGCAUGUUUAGGUUGAGCUGGUCAGUUUAUGUCUUAGACUUGUCUCUGAUAAAUGUACAGGAUAAUAACGCCUACAUGGAACCUGGGUGAUCCUGCGAAGAUGCUUUUUAAGAUAGUUCAUCUUUUUUUGACUGCUCAGGAUGUUUUGUUCGACUAACGCCUGUAAUUAAAACAUAAAGAAGUUUCACCAGUUAAAUGUUUAUUGGUGGUAUUCUCCAAGCAGUGAGGGAAAUGUAGGUCCAAGUUCCAGAUCCUAGUAUGCAGGGAACAGGAUGUUUGAGGGACAUACAUAUGCUGUGUGAUGAGUUUUCAUUCUUCGGUAAAAGAGUUCUUAAGUUUCACACUUGCAUACACUUUCGGCUUAGCUUUCUUUUCUGAGUUGCACCUCCCACAUUAUACUUUCAUUUCUUGUGUGACUGAGUGUGCAUGUGAAAGAAAGACCUUGGGUUUUCUCAAACCUCUCUCCCUUAAAAGGACAUCACUUUUCCCUUAUAUAGCUGUACUUCAAUCUAAAAAUGGAAACUCUUGUUCAACUCAAAAACAACCCGUUUUUGAUGGGAUUGUGUCGUAACGGACCUCCAUCUGAUCUACAAUAUGAUAACUCCUCAGAGCUCUUUCGCAUCUCCACCUUUGCUCGUUUCCCGACCUCGGGAGUCACAGAGCGCAGCCUGGCGAGGGCAGGGUGGUUCUACACAGGGGUGGGCGACCGCGUGCAGUGUUUCAGGUGCAACGUGACGGCAGAGGGAUGGCAGGCCGGAGACUGUCCGACAGAGAAACACAGGCAGCUCUCUCCUUCCUGCUCCUUCAUCCAGAGCCUCCCGUCCACAGCCAACCUACUCUCCUCGUCUCACUCUGCCUUUUCCCCACUCCGCAUUGCCCCAGCCAUACCACUUUCUGGUCCAGGUCCAGCCGCUCCUAACCCAACAGUAAACCAGGGUGAAGAACCAGGUGGAUACCUAAAUAUGGGUUUCUCUGCUCCACCGCCCUCCAGCCCACUGACCUCUCGGGGUGUAGAGGACAUGUCCCACCAGAGACCAACAUGCCACAACCCAGGCAUGCGCAGAGAGCAGGACCGCCUGGACUCCUUCAACUCAUGGACACUCUCCAUCAUCACCCCCGCAGAGCUUGGGAAGGCGGGCUUCUACUAUUUAGGCCAGGGUGACAGAGUGGCAUGCUUCAGCUGCGGAGGACAGUUGAGUAACUGGGAGCCAGGUGACAGAGCUGUGUCCGAACACCAGAGACAUUAUCCCAACUGUCGUUUUGUCCGAGGAGACAGAGCGGACAAUGUGUCGCUGGCCGGAGCAGCGACUUCCCAGCAGUCUGCAGGAGGCCCAACUCUCAGUAACGUCUCCAAUCCAGCCAUGCAGCAGUGCGAAGAGAGGCGGCUCACCUUCGUCAACUGGCCAUCUCGUAUACCCGUCCGGCCAGACCAGCUGGCUAAGGCUGGCUUCUACUAUGUAGGUCGUAACGAUGACGUCAAGUGUUUCUGCUGCGAUGGAGGCCUUCGGUGCUGGGAAUCUGGAGAUGAUCCCUGGGUGGAGCAUGCUAAAUGGUUUCCUCGGUGUGAGUAUUUACUCCAGGAGAAGGGACAAGAAUUUGUUCACCAGAUCCAGGCUCGCUUCCCUCGGCUGUUCGAGCAGCUUUUAAACAAUGGAGACAGCAACUCCAGAGAAUUUGUUGAUCCACCUGUGGUCCACCUCGGUCCAGGAGAGGAGCGGUCUGAGGAUGCUGUCAUGAUGAACACCCCAGUGAUUAAGUCUGCAUUAGAGAUGGGCUUUGAGCGGAGUUUAGUCAAGCAAACAGUCCAGAGCAAGAUCCUGACCAGCGGAGAGAACUACAGAACGGUCCAGGAGCUGGUGUUGGACCUGCUGAGUGCCGAGGACCAGAAGAGGGAAGAGGAGCGCGAGAUGGUGGCUGAGGCGAUGGCAUCAGAUGGUUUCACGUUUGUGAAGAGACACCAGGCAGCUUUGAUCCAGCGUCUCAAGAGUGUCGAGCCAGUGUUGGAGCAUUUGAGAGACCAAAAUGUCUUAUCUGCCGAGGAGUACAGCAGCCUCCAGGCUCAGACUACGGCCCAGCAGCAAACUGCCAAGCUGAUCGAGCUCGUCCUCACCAAGGGCAACGCUGCGGCCGAAGUUUUCCGCAACUGGAUCCAGAAAAACGAUGUCCACCUGCUCAGGGAUCUCAUGGCCCAGUCAAAUGAAGCUGCGUCACCGAGCCAGGAUCUUUCAGACCUUCCCAUGGAGGAGCAGCUACGGCGCCUGCAGGAGGAGCGUACCUGCAAGGUGUGUAUGGACAAAGAGGUCAACAUCGUCUUCAUCCCGUGUGGACAUCUGGUGGUGUGCAAAGAGUGUGCACCGUCACUUAGAAAGUGCCCAAUCUGCAGAGGUCUGGUGAAAGGCACCGUCCGAACCUUCCUCUCAUAACCAGGAGGCUGAGCUGUGUUUCCUCAGUCUUGUUUCACAAUGAUGUGAUUGAAUGUAAAGCAAUACAAUAUACACGUUUUUACCUGGAAAGGUUUUGCUUUUUUUCUUCUCAUGUGACUUACCCAAUCCACCUUAAGAAAUAUUUACGACUUUUUACAUGUGUCAAUAAAUCAGUUUUUUAUUGA